UUGUUUGUUUACAACUUCUGUUCCUACAUGAAGCCACCCUCUGGCUACUUGUCUACUGAAUCCAAAUGAGAGAGUUGCGAAGUACGUUUCAGAAUGUGGUAGCCUUCCGCUAUACCAGAAGAAAAUGGCACCAUUUGAAAACAACGAAAGUGACUGUAUCAUUGCGCUCUAGCUCAGAUAUUGUGUACACCCACUUACUCUUCAAAUGCUUCAGGAUAUCGACUGCUCCGUUAUGACAAGAUGAAAUGACACACCACUACUAAUGAUAAGAAGGGCGGUAGCCUAUACGGCCAAUUACACCAUUGAAUCACCCUUUCCACCACUUUUAGUCUUGCAAAAUAACGAUAACACAGUUCAACUUGGUCGAGAGACCACCUAUCAGAGCACUUCAUUCUGAAAGCCACCAGGCAACCGGAG
Umbelopsis ramanniana AG is the source of this 417-nucleotide messenger RNA. RefSeq lists its product as uncharacterized. The record is from RefSeq and is a predicted model, not a curated record. The coding region runs from base 66 to 236 and encodes 56 amino acids. Lineage: Eukaryota; Fungi; Mucoromycota; Umbelopsidomycetes; Umbelopsidales; Umbelopsidaceae. The transcript has a single exon.